Molecule: messenger RNA, 3613 nt
Organism: Schistosoma turkestanicum
Lineage: Eukaryota; Metazoa; Platyhelminthes; Trematoda; Strigeidida; Schistosomatidae
Source: the annotation of a GenBank genome assembly
AUGACAAUAGAUUCUUCUUGUAAAAUUUUAUCCAGUGAAAUGUUAACCACAACUGUGAAUCGUUCACUUACUUAUCAAUCAUUGAAUUUACCAUCUACUACUACUACUACUACUACUGUAGACAAUUCACAGAAUAAUAAUUUUCAAUCAUCACAAUUAUACACUAUAAUUAAUCAUUGUAAAUCAAUUCAUGAUUUAUGGUUAGCUCAUAAAUCAGUCAAUGAAAAUGAUGGAAAUAUUAAAGAUGAACAAACUGGAAAUACAUUAUUGCAUUAUUUAAUUGUAUCAAUACCGAAAUUAAUGAGAAAAUGUUAUGAUUAUAGUGUUAUUGUAAUGAAACAUGAAAAUAAAUUCUAUUCAAAAUGGAUUGCUGCAAUUGUUAGCUUAGUAUAUCGUCUUGUUGUUUAUGGUCAUUGUUCAAUUAAUGCACAAAAUCAUAUGGGAAAUACAGUGUUACAUUUAAUAUGUCUUUUACCAUAUACAGAAUUUUUAGCAAUACAUUUAAUUCGUUUAGGCGCUGAUCCAGAAAUUAAGAAUAAUGCAGGCCUACAUGUUUAUUAUCAUUAUGAAGAACGAAGAGCAUGGUUAGUUAAAAAUUUACCUGGUCUUAACUGUGGUAUAUGGAAUGCAAUAAAACGUGAAGAUAUUAACAAAAUCGAUUAUUAUUUAUCAUGUUGGUGUAGAACAAUAGCAAAUCAAUCAAAUGGGAAAAGUUUAUUCGAAUGUUCAAUGUCCACUGGAAAUUAUGAAUUAGUUAAACAUAUAGAUGAAGCACGUAAUACCAAUGAGCUAAUUGCUGCUUCAAUGGCAUUAGAUUUAAAUUAUAUGGAAAAUCUUUUAUCAAUUAAAAUUGAAAAAGAAAAAUGUCAAGUGAAUAAAUGUGACAAAUCAUUUGAUCCUCCACGUUCGUUGACUGCCGAGUUAGCAAUAAUUUAUGGAGUUAAAGCAAAGAAAGCAAUAGAAUUACUUAAAAAAUAUGGUGCAGCUGAUGAGUCAAUUUAUUAUGAGUUAGUAGAACAAAAGAAAAUGGCUUUUGUAAAUUCACCAUUUUAUUUACAAGUAAAAUCCGCGAAAACAAUUUCCGAUUUAAACAAAGCAUGGAAAUUAAUUGAACAUUCAUCAUUUCAGCCAAAUCUAAGAAGGCAUUCGGAUCAAGCAACUUAUUUACAUUAUUUAGUUGAACGUUAUAAAAGUUUAAAACAUCAACCACAUUUACAAUGUGGUUUAAUUCGUCUUAUGGCAAAAUUAACUAUAGCUGGUGUUGAUUUACAAGCACGUGAUAAAUUUGGUAAUACUGCUUUACUUUAUGCUGCUGCUGUUGUAAAAUCAAAUAAUUUUACAGAUAGUCAUGUCAACAACUCAUUAAACACAAACAAAUCAAUACAUGAUCAAGAAGUUGAAAGAGAUGGUAAACAUGAAGAUAAGAUGGUUUUGAAUACAGUUGAGAAACCUACAGUUGAUAAAACUACUAUUGAAAAUAUUGAUAUGAAUAAAUCAAUUAAUAAUUCAGUUGUCAAUCGUGAUGCUGUUGUAAAUCAGGCUAUAAACUACAAUGAAAUGAGUUUAAAUACAAAGGUACCAAUAUCUAUGUUGGAUCAUUCAAAUAAGUCAGUAAAAACAAAUGAAUCAACUCAUCCAUAUUUAAUGAAUGUACCAGAUUUUACUGAUCAACGUUUAAUUUCUAUUUUAAUUCAAUUAGGUUCCGAUUGUACCAUUCUAUGUAACAAUGGUUAUACUGUAUGUCAUGAAAAUUAUAUACCAAAAGGUGCAUAUACAAUGAAACGUAAUAUCCAAUCAAGUUUAUUGAAAACUCAUUGGCAACAUUCAAAAUCAUUAAUAGAACAUCCAGGAAUUUGGCCAAUUGUUGAUCGAUUAAUCUAUAGUAUACAAUAUCAUAAAUCGAAUGAUAUAAUUCAUUAUUUUUAUACAGAAUUAGAAAAUACAAUUAAAGAUAAUUUAAUUUGGUUAAAAGCCAAACGAUCAGGAUUAACUGUCAUCGAAUGGAUUCAUUCAUUAUGGAGUCAUGAUCAUAAUGAUCAUGAUCAAUGUACAAUGGGGAUACGUGAAAAAUUAACAAAUCUAUUACAGUAUUAUGUUAGUUUAACUGAUUUUGUAAUUUAUUCUAUAGCUGGUGAUAUUGAGAAAAUGAAACAUUGUUUAGCUAUGGGCAAUAGUCAAUUGAAAGCUCAACUUCAUAUGAGAAAAUUUCUAGUUGGUAUUAAUAAUGAUAAUAAUGGAAGAGCUAAUUUUAUAUCACGUCCAUUGUUAGUUAGUGUUAUGGAAUAUUCUACAGCUAAAGUAUUAAAACUUAUGAUACAAUAUGGAGUAAAUUUAAGUGAAUAUUAUACAGAAACAAAACCAUUUGGUCCAGUUGCAUUUUGGAGUUUUAAAAAUUUUGUCAGUCUUCAACACACUUAUGAAAUAAUCAAAGAAGUACCAAUUCAUUUAAGAGAUUCAAAUGGAUCUUCAUUACUUCAUUAUGCAACUAGCCUUUUUCAUACAAUACAUCCUGAAGAUUUGAAUGGAUUUCAAUGGGCAGCGUUAAUUUUAGCUACACUAUUAAAACGAGGUGUGAAAAUUUAUUAUAGAGAUAUUUGGCAACAAACUGCACGAGAUAUUUUGAAUAGAUCCAAACAGAAUUUAACAAAUUUUCGACCAUUCGAAGAAGAGCCUCCAGAUCCUUUUGAAAUGUAUAAUAUUACAAAUUCAGAAACUGGGAAAUUAUUAACUGCUGAACAAUUAAUUGAUCGUCGUGUAGCUUUUCUAGCCUCGAUUAAUCAUUUACAAUCUAUGGAAGAUCUAAUUCUCUAUGGAUAUAAUGAUAUACAUUUAGCUAAUUCUGGUCCUGUACGUUUUAAAUCGGCUAGAUUAUUAGCUGAACAAAAAGGACAUCAUGAAAUGUUAUUGUUAUUAAAUACUGUGGAUCGAUAUCGAUCCGAAAUGAUGGAAGUUCAUAAGACAAUUAUAACUGGUGAUUAUCAUCGAUUUCUUCGUUUAGUUAAUACAAAAAGAGUUAUUAUGAGUCGUGACUGGAGAGAACGCUCUCUAUUACAUCUUGCAGUUAUUUAUUAUAGAACAGAGUUCGUUCUUCAUCUAAUUGAACUAUGUCAAGAACUAGUUAACUGUCAAGACUGUCUUGGACGUACUCCCUUUCAUUAUGCAAUUUGUUUACCUGACAACAGAAGGUUAUUCUUAAAAAUGGUUUCAAAAUCUGGAGGUAUCAAUAAACAGAUCAAGGAUCUGCGAAAUAUUUCAAUUUAUCAAUAUGGUGAAUUAUAUGAACGAAAAAUACCUGAAUAUCAAAAUUUAAUUCAUUUAGAAAAAUCAAUUGAACUGGUGGAAUCAAAUUGGCCAAAUCAACGACUUUGUUCAUUGCCACCUGCAUUAUUAUCAAUAGGUGAUCGAUUGUCAAUCGAAAAUCAACAUGGUGAUGAUGAUCAUGAAUUGAAUGAUGAACAAUCAAUGACAAAAGCAAUCAAUAAAUUAAGAAAUGUUACUGAUAAUAAUAGUUUAUUAUUUCCAAUACCUAGUGCAUUCAAUGCAUUUGAAGUGAAACGAAUUAAAUCAGCAUAUAAUUGGAAACAACGAACGUAGGAUAAAGAGAAUGAGAGAG